GCUCUGUUAGCGAAAGAAAGAUGGAGUCUCUAGCUCCAUGGCGGUGCUUCUCUCCCCCUCCGCCGCUCCCCCGCCGGUGUAUUGAUCACCACCGCCGCCAUGUUCGUUUCCCUGUCUCCUUCUCCUCCUCCUCUGCGUCAGGGUUUUGGACCCAAUUCGCGGAUGAGAAGGUUUCUCCGUUUGCUCAUUGUACGACGGCCUUGCGCCGCCGCACGGGUUCAGCCUUUGAGCACCUUCUUCAUGCUGUGAAUUCAUCUGCAGUUGGUCGCUCGGAGGAGGAACUGGAAGACGAACAUGACGCGGACUGGGAGUCGGAAUUCCUUGGGGCUAUUGACCCGUUGGAUCAGCAACCACCAAAGAAAAGGAAAAAGCAGCAGAAGUCGAAAUUGCUCGAGGAAACUGAAGGUAUGGACUGGUGUGUAAGGGCAAGGAAAAUAGCCCUCAAAACUAUUGAGGCCAGAGGCUUGUCUCAUAAAAUGGAGGACUUGAUGUCUGUUAAGAAGAAGAAGAAGAAACAUAAAAAGAACAAGAAAAAGAUGGUAGUAGGCAAAGAGAAAAGUAAGAGUGAAAGUGUUCCUGAAGAUGAUUCCGAUUUUGAUUCGGAAGAGGGGACAAGCACUCACUGGCUAACAGGGCGCGACCAGACCUACUCAGAUCAGAUUGUCGGCUUCGAAGAAGAUUUGAACUUUGAAGAUAUAGAUGGCUUGUUGGAGGACAAGACGAAGGAAGAGAAGAAGAAGUUGACGGAGCUCUAUUUUCAGAGACAAUUUGAAGAAGAGAAGAAGAAAUCGAUGGAGCUGUUUGUUCACAGACUAUCCCAAUUUUCAGGUCCAUCUGAUCGGAGGAAGGAAAUCAACCUGAACAAGGCUAUAGUAGAAGCACAGACUGCAGAAGAAGUGCUGGAAGUAACAGCUGAGACAAUCAUGGCGGUUGGCAAAGGUUUAAGUCCAUCGCCAUUAUCUCCCCUAAACAUUGCCACUUCACUCCACCGGAUCGCGAAGAACAUGGAGAAAGUUUCGAUGACAAGGACUCGUAGGCUUGCCCUGGCUCGGCAAAGAGAGAUGUCAAUGCUUGUUGCCCUUGCGAUGACAUCCUUACCAGAUUGUUCAGCCCAAGGCAUAUCAAAUAUUUCUUGGGCUUUGUCCAAAAUCGGUGGCGAUUUGCUUUAUUUGACAGAAAUGGAUAGAGUAGCAGAAGUGGCCGUAUCAAAGGUUGGGGAGUUCAAUUCUCAAAACGUUGCUAAUAUUGCAGGGGCUUUUGCCUCUAUGCGGCAUUCUGCUUCCGAUCUGUUUGCUGAGUUGUCGAAGAGGGCGUCUAUUAUAGUUCUCACUUUUCAAGAACAAGAACUGGCUCAGCUGUUGUGGGCACUUGCCUCUCUUAAUGAGCCAGCUGAUCUAUUUCUUGAAUCUCUGGAUAGUGCUUUCGGGAACCGAGACCAGUUCGAAUGCUGCUUGAAGAACAAAAUCCAAAAUUAUGAUGCUGAAGAAAGCAAAGGUGUGAAUGUCGAAGAUUCAUCAGAAUCACCGGUACUUAGCUUUAACAGGGACCAGCUUGGAAACAUAGCGUGGUCUUAUGCUGUUCUUGGACAGCUGGAACGUCCUUUCUUUUCCAGCAUAUGGAAAACCUUGACCACUUCCGAGGAGCAAAGGCUUUCAGAACAGUAUAGAGAAGAUGUCAUGUUUGCUUCACAGGUUUAUCAUGCGAAUCAGUGCUUGAAGCUCGAAUACUCACACCUUCAGUUGUCUCUUGAUCGUGAACUCGAGGAGAAAAUAAGCCGUGCAGGGAAAACUAAAAGGUUUAACCAGAAAGUAACAUCGUCUUUCCAGAAAGAGGUGGCUCGACUUCUCAUCAGUACAGGGCUUGAUUGGGUUAAAGAACAUCCCGUAAGUGGCUAUACCGUGGAUGUUGCUGUGGUUGAUAAGAAUGUUGCUUUGGAGAUCGAUGGACCGACCCAUUUCUCAAGAAACACCGGAGUACCAUUAGGGCAUACGAUGCUAAAGCGGCGGUAUGUUACAGCUGCUGGUUGGAAGAUGGUAUCUUUGUCUCAUCAAGAGUGGGAGGAACUCGAAGGCAGCUCCGAACAGCUGGAGUAUCUAAGAGAGAUUCUCAAAGACUGCUUAGAUGAAAUACCGCAACAGUGAAACAGGCAAGCAAACUUCCCCAGUUUUGGGAAAGUACGGAACUUUCUACAUGAGCCGUUAAAUAUGUACAUGACCGUUGAUGAUCUGUUUAGUACUUCAUUAUUAUGUAUAAGAUUUAUAUAAAAUCUAUGGUUAGUGAAUAAUUCUGUUAUGUUAAAUAACUUCCCACCA
Messenger RNA from Tarenaya hassleriana, 2312 nucleotides. RefSeq lists its product as uncharacterized. Gene Ontology annotation, molecular function: RNA binding. Lineage: Eukaryota; Viridiplantae; Streptophyta; Magnoliopsida; Brassicales; Cleomaceae. Gene Ontology annotation, biological process: chloroplast rRNA processing; mitochondrial RNA processing; regulation of mitochondrial mRNA stability. Bases 21 to 2141 code for a protein of 706 amino acids. The transcript is spliced from 5 exons. The record is from RefSeq and is a predicted model, not a curated record. Gene Ontology annotation, cellular component: ribonucleoprotein granule; chloroplast; mitochondrial matrix.